Messenger RNA from Mirounga angustirostris (Northern elephant seal), 9800 nucleotides. It is a transcript of the gene GOLGA3, whose product is annotated as golgin A3. NCBI's taxonomy places the organism in Eukaryota, Metazoa, Chordata, Mammalia, Carnivora, Phocidae. The coding region runs from base 2757 to 6710 and encodes 1317 amino acids. The transcript is spliced from 22 exons. The record is from RefSeq and is a predicted model, not a curated record.
UCACCACCCUUCAGAGGCACGUGCCCUGACCAGCUUGCUGCUCGUCCCUCUGUCAUCGCCGUUUUAUCCCUGUGGUGGGUUGUGUGUUGAGCAAGUGGCCCCCUUUUAGAGAGAAAAUACACUUCUUCCUGGUCGACACUGGGGAUGCUGCUCCAGGUCUGGGUUUAAAGGACUGCGCGGCAUGUCUUUUGUUACCGUGGAUGGUGAGCAAGCAGUCAGCAGGGAGCUAAACUUUGACAGCGUUCUUUAUUAUUUUAGUCAGUGUGGGAACCCAGGGAUGAACAGGUCACAAACUGGCAGCCUGUGAGCCCUGGAAACAUCCAGUGCUUUUUCCAGCACGUUUGUCAUACACAGACACACAUGAUCUUACAUAAUGGGAUCGUACCACACAUGCCGUUUUUACCUCUCACGCCCCUCCCCUGCAGGCAAGCCACAUUCUCACACAAUCCUUUAUAGCCCCUGCAAACACCCAGGUUUCAGUCAUUGUGUUUUGAGAAGAGAUUAGAUUGUCAUAUCCUGUAUCUCCUGUUUAGUGUUACCAUGUGGAGAUUGCCCCUACGCUGUCUGAUGCAACUCCAGAUUCAUUCUUGGAAGGCUGGUCAGGAGCCCCUGGCGUGGCCGGCUGGGUCUCUGCAUUUGUUCCGUCGGCCAACGUGACCAGAGCUGUGGAGAGCGCCAUGGCACACGUGUUGGUGCUUUAAUUUCUGUGGGCUACACCCCAGAAGCAGAAUUUUUGGUCCAAACAGUGGCAUCUUUAUUUCCAUCGUGCAUGGCCCCAUCGCCAUGCCACUAAGGACCCUGAGAGGCACGGGCUGCCCCAGGCUGGCGCUGUUUUCAGUUUCACCAGCCUGUUGGCUGUGCCACAGUUCUUCUCCAGUACUUCAGUUUGGAGCUCACACUUCCCUGAUCAUUUGGGCAUCUUCUACCUGUUGGCCGUUUGGCCGUUCUUUUCUGUGAAUUGUUGAUUUGUUGGGCCCAUUUUUCUUUUGGAUUGUUUGCUCUUUUCUUCACAGGCAUGAUUUUACUAGGGUUGCAAUAUGUUUUUUAAAAUUUCUGCAAACUUAGGGGUGCCUGGCUGGUUCAGUCAGUAGAGCGUGCAACUCUUGAUCUUGGGGUUGUGAGUUCAAGCCACGCAUUGGGUGUAGAGCUUACGUUAAAGAAACAAAAUAACUUUUAACUGUCAACAUUGAAGUCCAGAGCUGUCACAUAAAAGUCUGGAUUCUUGAUUGUAGGGAUUUGUGAGCCCUAACCCCAGGUGCCCACAUGGCGGCAUCCUGCGGCUACCAGCUGCCCCUCUUGGCGAGUAUGCACCCAGCCCUGAGUCUGCUGACUUGGGCUCCCUGCUUGAGGCCGUAGACCCCUAGGUUUUUGCCAUGUGGAUCCCUUAGCCUUGUGAAAAGUACUAGACCUUUUUUUCAGUGAUAAACUCACACAUUAGUAAUGACUUGGUGAGUUCCUAGUGAAGUUCUUGGCAAUCUCAGGUUUUAGAGGUUAUUGUUAUAAUUAAGAUUUGUAUUUAUUUUGUGGGGGGGUGCGUGCUCGCAAGUCGGGGGAGGGACAGAGGGAGAGAGAGAAUCUGCAGCAGACUCCCUGCUGAGCGUGGAGCCUGACCUGGGGCUCGACCUCACGACCCUGAGAUCGUGACUUGAGUCAAAACCAUGACCCCCCCCCCGCCGUCAGACGCUUAACUGACUGAGCCACCCAGGCGCCCCUGAGGUUUUAGGGAUUAUUUAAAACAACAGCUGCUUACCUUCUCAGAAUCUACAUCUGAAGAUGGUACUGUCUGUAAAGUGGUUAAAUUACGACAUUUUCCCGCUCUUACCAGUCUAGUAGCUGACCUUGGCUGUGCCCUUGGCAGCAUUCCAGGUGCACGGCGCUGAGUGUGAAAGAAUCCUGUGGCUGUCAUACCUUUUGCUCACUAUUCAGCCCUUUUAUUACCCAAAAUAAAAGAUUUGGGUUCUGAGAUAUUCUAAAUUCUGUUUUUGGCCAAAAAGUUGUCAUUUCCCCUCCUGUCCUUGAGCCUGGCCCCUGGACCGGAGUUGCCUCUGUCAGGAAACUGAGGUAAGCAGCCCCAGGCCUUGCGGGGAUGCCUGCUCAGCCUUCACUUUGAGGUGAGUCCUGAAUGGGUCACUGUGAACAGCCUUUUCCUUUUGGUUUUGCAAAACUUGACUGUAACGUGACUCACCGCAGGAAUUUAGACAAGCCGUGGGUCAGAUCGUAUCCGCAGAUGCGGCCGUGUGAAGAAGGCGUGUUUGGUGUCCCCUGACCACACGCUCGGAUUAUCCCUCAGUACAGUUCUGUGGACACGACUGCCCAUGUGCUCCUAUACCAUGUCCCGAGCAUAGCUGGAGCCUCGUGGGAGCUGAGGUUCCCUGAGCCUCAGAAUACUCAGCCCUGGCACUGACUUUAGAUUUAGUUCUUUUGUUGCUGCAAGUCACAGGUGAGCCGUUUUCCAGCUGGAUGCCUGGGGGGAGUGGCACACUGGUGGAGUGAGCACAGACCCCGUGCUUUGCCAGUGGGUCUUCCACCAGGCAGGACCAGGGCUCACGGUCGUCUCUCCAUCAGGAAAUAGCUCUUUCAACCUAGAAGGUUCAACAGAGGCUUCCUUGCCCCUGGAGAAGGAGGAGCAGGUCCGACUUCAGGCUCGGAAACGGCUAGAAGAACAGCUCAAACAAUACAGGGUGAAGCGCCAGCAAGAAAGAUCCAGUCAGCCUGCGGCUAGAACGAGACUAUCUAGUACACUUGACCCGGAGCUCAUGUUGAACCCAGAAGCCUUGCCCCGGGCCAGUGCUGUGGCCCUGACAAAGGAGUAUUCCUUCCUGCGCACCAGUGUCCCUCGAGGCCCAAAGGUGGGCAGCUUAGGGCUCCUGACACAUCCUAAAGGGAAAAAAAGUUCCAAAUCAAGCAAAAUUCGGUCUCUGGCUGAUUACAAAACUGAAGACGAAGGUUCUGGGAGUUCUGGUGGAAACGUUCCGGCUGUAGACUCUGCCAGGGGCUCUCUGAAGCAGAACCGCAGCAGUGUGGCGUCCGUGGUGUCUGAGGUUAGCCUGUGUCCUGAGGCCGACGAUCACCUGGAGAAUGCAUCCCUGACGGGUGACAACACGUCUGAGGCCGAUGGGAAUGAGAGCGACAGCUCCUCCCACAGCAGCAUGUCUACCCGCGGGACAUGUGGGCUUCUGGUGAACACCGUGGGCACUCGAGAAGCCUCCUAUGUGGUCAACGGCCAAGAGAUUGCCGCUGGUGCGCUGGGCCAGUUCCCCUCCAUCACGGAUGUCCUCCAGGCCGCAGCAGCUGAGCACCAAGACCAGGGGCAGGAGGUCAAUGGGGAGAUGCGGAGUCGGACAGACAGCAUCUGCAGCAGUGUGUCCCUGGAAAGCUCUGCUGCCGAGACCCAUGACGCCAUGCUGCAGGCCCUUAAAGACAAGAUGAGGCUUGAAGGGCAGCUGGAGGCGCUGUCUGCAGAGGCCAGUCAGGCACUUAAAGAGAAGGCAGAGCUGCAGGCGCAGCUCGCCGCUCUGAGCACAAGGCUGCAGGCACAGGUGGACCAGAGCCACAGCAGCCAGCAGAAGCAGGACUCCCUCAGUUCGGAGGUGGACACCCUGAAGCAGUCUUGCUGGGACCUGGAGCGAGCGAUGACUGACCUGCAGAGCAUGCUGGAAGCCAAGAAUGCCAGCCUGGCGUCAUCCAACAGUGACCUGCAGGUGGCAGAGGAGCAGUACCAAAGACUCGUGGCCAAAGUGGAAGAGAUGCAGAGAAACAUCCUCAGUAAGGACAACACAGUGCAUGACUUGAGACAACAGAUGACGGCCCUGCAGAACCAGCUCCAGCAGGUGCAACUGGAACGAGCAACUCUGAGCAGCAAGUUGAAGGCGUCCCAGGCCGAGAUCUCAUCUCUGCAGCAUGUCCGGCAGUGGUACCAGCAGCAGCUCGCCCUGGCCCAGGAGGCCCGGGUCAGACUGCAGGGCGAGAUGGCCCAUAUCCAGGUUGGACAGAUGACCCAGGCAGGCCUCCUGGAGCACCUGAAACUUGAGAACGUGUCCCUGUCCCACCAGCUGACGGAAACCCAGCACAGAUCCAUUAAGGAGAAGGAACGCAUUGCUGUCCAGCUCCAGGGCAUUGAGGCCGACAUGUUGGACCAGGAAGCUGCCUUUGUGCAGAUUCAAGAGGCAAAGACAAUGGUGGAGGAGGACCUGCAGCGGAGGCUGGAGGAGUUUGAAGAUGAGAAGGAGCAGCUGCAGAAGAUGGCGGCCUCGGCUGCAUCCCUGGAACAGCAGUUGGAGCAGGUGAAUCUGACUUUGCAACAGCGAGACCAGCAGCUUGCGGUGUUACAGCAGGAGCACCUCGACCUGCUGAGGCAGCUCACCUCAACACAGGAGACAUUGCAGGCCCGGGAGCAGUCCCUCGGCGACCUGCAGAUGCGCUACGACGAGCUGCAUGCCAGGCUGGAGGAGCUGCAGGGGGAGGCCGCCUCCAGGGACGACACCAUCCACUUCCUGCAGAAUGAGAAGAUUGUCUUGGAGGUGGCUCUGCAGGCGGCCAGGAGCGGCAGGGAGGAGCUGGACAGAGGAGCCAAGCGCUUGGAAGAGGGCACCGAGGAGACAUCACAGGUUUUAGAGCAGUUGAGGCAAGAGUUAGCCGUGAAGUCCAGCCAGGUGGAGCACCUACAGCAAGAGGCCGCCACCCUGAAAAAGCAGACACAGAAAAUAAAGGAGCAGUUUCUUCAACAAAAGGUGAUGGUGGAGGCCUACCGGCGGGACGCCACCUCCAAGGACCAGCUCAUUGGUGAGCUGAAGGCCACGAAGAAGAGGCUUGACUCAGAGCUGAAGGAGUUGAGGCAAGAGUUAAUUAAACUUCAAGGGGAGAAAAAGUCUGUGGAGGUAGAACACGUGCGCUUGCAGAAGGAAGUGUCCCAUGUCCAUCAGCAGAUGGCCGACCUCGAAGGGCAUCUCCAGUCGGUGCAGAGGGAGCGCAACAAGAUGGAGACGCACUUGCAGUCUUUGCAGUUUGAUAAAGAGCAGAUGGUAGCUCUUACAGAGGCCAACGAGGUGCUCAAGAAGCAAAUUGAGGAACUACAGCAAGAAGCCACCAAGGCCAUCACAGAGCAGAAGCAGAGGAUGAAGCGGCUGGGCUCAGACCUCAGCAGCGCUCAGAAGGAGAUGAAGACCAAGCACAAGGCCUAUGAGAAUGCGGUGGGCAUCCUCAGCCGCCGCCUGCAGGAGGCCCUUGCAGCCAAGGAGUCGGCAGACGCAGAGCUGAGCCAGCUGAGAGCCCAGGUGGCCGGCGGUAGCCGUGACCUCCCUCUGCACGAGAGAAUCCAGGCUCUGGAGGCAGAACUGCAGGCUGUUGGCCACAGCAAGACGAUGCUGGAGAAGGAGCUCCAGGAGAUUAUCACACUGACCAGCCAGGAGCUGGAGGAGUACCGGGAGAAGGUGCUGGAGCUGGAGGACGAGCUUCAAGAAUCUAGAGGCUUUAGGAGGAAGAUAAAGCGCCUUGAGGAGUUGAAUAAAAAGUUGGCCCUUGAGUUAGAGCAUGAGCGAGGGAAGCUUACAGGCCUGGGGCAGUCCAACGCAGCUCUGCGGGAACACAACAGCAUCUUAGAAACAGCUUUGGCCAAGAGGGAGGCAGACCUGGUUCAGCUGAACCUCCAGGUCCAGGCAGUCUUGCAGCGGAAAGAGGAGGAGGACCGCCAGACGAAGCAGCUCGUCCACGCCUUACAGGCUGCGCUGGAGCGAGAAAAGGCCACCGUGCACAGCCUCAAGGAACAGGUCGCUGCCGCCAAGGCGGAAGCAGGACAUAACCGCCGCCACUUCAAGGCUGCCACCUUGGAGCUGAGUGAGGUGAAGAAGGAACUGCAGGCCAAGGAGCAGCUGGUGCAGAAGCUGCAGGCUGAGGCCGAGGGUCUCCAGAUUCAAGAGGGGAAACAUUCCCAGGAAAUAGCACAGUUCCAGGAGAAGCUGGAGGAGGCCCGGACCCAGCUCCAACUCCUGCAGAAGCAGCUAGACGAGCAGCUGAGCAAACAGCCUAUAGGGAACCAAGAGAUGGAAAAUCUCAAAUGGGAGGUGGAGCAGAAAGAAAGAGAAGUCCAGUCCUUGAGGCAGCAGCUGAACUUGACCGAGCAGCAGAGUAAGAAGGAACUGGAUGGAAUACAGCAGUUAUCACAGAACAUCAAAGCUGAGUUGGAGAUGGUGCAGGACGAUCUGUCCCUGACCCAGAAAGAUAAAUUCAUGCUUCAAGCUAAAGUGUCAGAGCUGAAGAACAACAUGAAGACUCUGCUCCAGCAAAACCAGCAGCUCAGACUGGACCUGCGGCGUGGCGCAGCGAAGACGAGAAAGGAACUGAAAGGCGAGGCCAGCUCUUCUGGCCCCGUGACUCCAGUGAAGAUCCCUGACUGCCCUGUCCCGGCCUCCCUGCUGGAGGAGCUGCUGAGGCCCCCACCUGCCGUGAGCAAGGAGCCCCUCAAGAACCUCAACAGUUGUCUCCAGCAGCUAAAGCAGGAGAUGGACAGCCUGCAGCGCCAGAUGGAGGCACAUGCCGUCACCGUGCACGAGUCACUGUCCUCAUGGACUCAGGGGGAUCCCGCUGCCAGUGCUGCUCCCCUGGGAGAUCACGCCAACCCCAGGGGAGAUACAGAGCGACACAGUCAGUGCAGGGUCUCCAGAGAGGCGCUUGGAACAGCGGCCGCCGAGCACCCCCACUCCGAGUGCUUGUAACUACCCAAAGGAAUAAUCUUUUAUCAAUAUUAUUUAUUUGACUGUUUGCUCUGUGUUUUUCUAAGAGAUGAAGUUUAAAUUUUGCAUCUGCCUUUUCAAGGAGUAAAAGAACUGAACAAGAGCCAAGGAUUAGAGAAAUCGUAAUUUGCAGAUCACAACUAGCUUUUCCCCUGAAAUGACCAAAUGCUAGCAACCUAGUUUAGAUCUCAGUGAGUUUUUGAAUGUGUCUGAAGGGUUACUUGCGGGAGGAGGUCUCUGUUGAGUGACUGUAGCUGCAGCCCCCUGAGGGUGAUGCCAGUCAGUGGCCACCGGUGGAAACGCUGCAUGACUGGGUCCCGCUUCUCUCUUUCCAGAUUCCGUGAGAGCUUUAGCUCCCUGCAGAAACGAAACUUUAUUUGCACCUUUGGUUUUUAUUUUCAAUAGCUAUCUCACCAUAGGAUGUGUAUAUAAAUACUGAAAAUCAUAAGCUAAUCUUUAAAAAGUGUAUUCCAUAUUAUUUAAGAAUGACCUGAAUUGUCUUUUUAUUGAUCGCCUUUUGAAAAUCUGCUGUCAGAAGUAACGUACAUGUAGGAUUUAGGGAUGUCAGUCAGAAAAUUAUAUUUUAAGAAAUAUAAUUAUUUUAUUUACUGUACCUUCUAAAACCAAAUAUUCUUGGAGCGAAAAGGUUUUUUGUUUCAGUUUCACUUUAUUUUUGAGAGCCUUGUCCUAAGUGCACACCCCACCCCAUCUGACCCUUGACCCUGCACGGCCUCACUCACUUUGGCUGUCCCCUAGGCGGGCCUGGCGGCCAUAAGGACACAAUCACCAUGUGCUGGCCUGACAUGGGAGAUGGUUGGGGAGGGGUCACAGGAGAGGAGGGGAGAGAGGGACCAGGGCUCCCUGCAGGGCUCUGAGCCAGGUGCAAGGCUUCUCCAGGCCUCCUCCCCCCGCCCCCCCCACCCCACCCCGGGCCCACAUGAAAAUACGUCCAUCAGAGCCUGUGUGGUCAUCAGUGGUCAUCAGGGGACAUGCUGAACUCAUUGCGGUGACAGCCUUCAGAAGGUCCCGUAACCUCUCAUCUGGAGGGUUUUCUAGAACGGGCAGGUCAGCUGUGUGAGAAGGCAGUGGAGGCCACCCGAGCUCUCCUGUAGGUGAGAGCCUGAUUUGGAAGCAGGCUCCGUGAGCGUGGGAGAUUUACUUGACUGUCUAUGACCCUGGAGGGCUGUAACUUUGUCCCCUACUGGCCAAGAAAUCUAAGCUGAUAGUGAACUGUUGUCAGAGAAGAGAGGCCCCCGGUGCAGAUCUGCUGGUCUGGAGAUGAAGUUGGAAGUGUUACUGAUCAGGCCAGAUAUGCUCGUGUCAACUUACUACUUACGUCUCUUUUGUGGAGAAAACGGUUUGAUAUUUUUAAGCUGUUUGUGUUCUCUUACGCUAUUAGAAGGUAAAUUGAUAAGGUAGCAUUAACCACAAAGACGCUUAGUGUUUAAAAAAAAUUCCCUAGCAAGUAUUGAAACUUCUGAAAUAUGUAGAUCACUUGUACAGGGUUAAUCUUGAAAUAAUACUUGAAGACUUCAUUAUAAAUAUAUCCUAUUUUCAUCUUAAGUUGGAAAUCGUUUUUGACAAAAUUGUUUUUGUACCAUUAGAAAAGAAAAAUCGUAACUUACAUUCUUAUUUAUUUUGGGUGUUUUAUCCUCAGUUUUAAUUUUAAAACCAAGACAUGACACUCAGCCUCAUGCUGUGGCUACUUUCUCACUGCUGCUUAUUGGAGGUCUCCCAGUGAAAGCCGGUCACUGUGCAUUUUUUAUUAGGAAAGGGUAAACGGAUUCUGAAUAAUCCUCAAGUGAAAGCAGAUUUCUGUUCCUCACCCUGUUUCCCUCAUGUCUUACUUGUGUCUGUGCACCUGCGGGCUUGUGCGGGCCUGCAGUAGCCGCGCCCCCUGCUCUCCUGCUGUCCUGUGCCACCGUCGUGGUCACCCCAUCUUUCAGUUCCGUCAACACCAGCCUGCCUCUGGUCUGACCUCCCUGGCUGUCCCCACGCACUGUGAUGUUUCUUGUGUGGCCUGCAGCUCCUGACCUGGGGCCCUUUUGUUCAAGCUGACACCACCUUUAGGCUUCUUAACAAGUCACUUGGAAGAGGAAGUUGGACUUUGAAAUCACCUGCUUCUGAUUUAUUGAGGGUUAUUAUUAUUUUUUUAAUCUCUAAGGGACUUGAUUGGCACUUCUACCUCCCAGGCUACAUUCUGCAGUGAGUAUCAUUUGAAAUAUUCUGUUUGUGGGCAGAAGUGGGAAUUUGGAAUUUACUCAUGGAAAACAACAGUCCAGUCGAUUAUUUAUAGGAACAGGCUUGCUGUUACAGUAUGUUUGUGUAUAUUAUUCACCCUGUGUGAUGAAUACCGUAUUUCUUGUUUCUCUUAUGUUCCAAAAAAAAAAGCUUAUUGCAGUGUGGUUAUCACUGAUUUUUCCAUGGAACACAUUGGAUAGAUGCCACAGAUCUUACGGAUUUACAUGGUUUUGUUCUACUGUUUGGAAGGUCUAACAGGCAAGGGUUUGAUAGGCUUUUUCUCUGGCCUGGGUCCAGGUCAUGGGACAGACCUGCUAGGAAGAUUCUCAUUACACUCUUUCUUAGUUUGAAGACUUUUGUUGGUGUAGGGUUACUUACUGCAGAAGCCACGGCAUAUAGUCCUACUCCUAUGAGUAACUUUUUAAAUAGAAAUGAAAUGUCCUGUGUAAAGAUUUCUAGUAGUGAAAGGGACCAGUAUAUCUGAAAGACAAAUGUCCUGGAGCCUUCCUCAAGGACCCCUGUGACGUGUGAGACGUCCUGAGCCUUACGCAAACACGUUCCAGGCAAAUCUGAUUGUGUGGUGGUCUCAGGUUAUAAUAGGACCCUUGAAGGUAAUGUUGUAGAGGGUCUAGAAAACUGGAUGGCUUUAAGUUACUCAUUUCUGUUAAAAAUUUCCUCAUGAAAGGGAGUCCUCCUCAGGUUGGGGCUGUUAGGGAAAAGGUGUCACCAUGCCCAACGAAUUGUAACUUUAAAAAGCAUGUUGAUUUUUUAUAAAUUUAAGUGUGCUGGGGAAUUCCUUAAAUUUUGUGCAAUAAACUAUUUUUUGUUAAA